CCUUGGGAGCUCCAGAGCUCUUCACAUAAGCCAGCAUCUCCUCUCCUCACUCAGCCCCUGGUGGUUCAGGGUUCCAUUCCUCCUUAGACAAGAUGUCUCACCAGAAAAAGCAGCCCACCUCCAUGUGCCCAGUGGUUUGCGGGAAGACCUCGGGCGGCGGCGGCGGCGGCGGCGGCGGCGGCGGCGGCGGCUGUGGCUUCUACAGCGGCGGCGGCAGCUCGGGCUGCGGCGGCGGCGGCGGCGGCUCGGGAGGGAGCGUCAAGUAUUUCGGGGGAGGCAGCAGCUCUGGCUGCGGAGGCUACUCUGGUGGCGGCGGAGGCUCCGGCUGCGGUGAUGGCUCCGGAGGCUGCGGAGGAGGUUCCGGUGGGAGUGUCAAGUACUGUGGGGGUGGUGGCUACUACGAAGGCGGCGGCAGCUCCGGCUGCGGGGGUGACUAUUCCGGGGGCGGCGGCGGCUCCGGCUGCGGCGGCUGCUACUCCGGAGGCGGCUGCGACUCUGGCUGCGGGGGUGGCUAUUCCGGGGACGGCGGCGGCUCCGGCUGCGGCGGCUGCUACUCCGGUGGCGGCGGCGGCGGCGGCGGCGACUCCGGUCAGCAGGUCCAGUGCCAGAGGUACGGAGGCGUCUCUAGCGGCGACUGCGGGGGUGGCGGCUCCUCCGGGGGCGGCGGCAGCUCCGGCUGCGGCGGUGGCUCCUCCAGUGGAAGGUCCGGCUGCGGCGGCGGCUCUGGCUACUUCUGUCAGCGGACCAUCCAGACCUCGUGCAUACCCCAGCAGAGCUACGGAGGGGGAUCCUGCGGAGGCAGCUGCGUCGGCGACUCCUCCGGGGGCGACGGGGGCUGCUUCCCCAGCUGCGGCGGCGGCGGCGGCGGCGGCGGCGGCGGGGGUUCCGGCUGCGGCGGCGGGGGUUCCGGCUGCGGCGGCGGCUCCUCCGGGGGCGGCGGGGGCUGCUUCUCCAUUGGUGGUGGGGGCGGCUGUUACCCUGGGGGUGGCAAGGGCGUCCCGAUCUGCCACCAGACCCAGCAGAAGCAGGCGCCUACUUGGCCAAGAAAAUAAGGUCCGUUAGAGGCCGCGGAGAAGAAGAGAUGGAGGUGUUCUCCGUGGGCGCCAAUGGGCUUAGCGCUCUCAUGAUACUGCCCUGAGGUUCCCAAAUCCUUCAGGUGUUAACACCCGAGCUACUGAGCUCUGGGGCUGCAUCUUGUUCUGUAGUUUUUCCUUUUUGGUUUCUGUACAACUACCUCCCAACCCCGGUACAUCCUCAGUCAAUAAAUGUGCAAUUCAUGAGAA
Messenger RNA from Neomonachus schauinslandi (Hawaiian monk seal), 1283 nucleotides. It is a transcript of the gene LORICRIN, whose product is annotated as loricrin cornified envelope precursor protein. NCBI's taxonomy places the organism in Eukaryota, Metazoa, Chordata, Mammalia, Carnivora, Phocidae. The record is from RefSeq and is a predicted model, not a curated record. The coding region runs from base 93 to 1052 and encodes 319 amino acids. The transcript is spliced from 2 exons. Gene Ontology annotation, cellular component: cornified envelope. Gene Ontology annotation, molecular function: structural constituent of skin epidermis.